This is a messenger RNA of Notothenia coriiceps (black rockcod), 691 nucleotides long. Its product is annotated as GMP synthase [glutamine-hydrolyzing]-like. Gene Ontology annotation, biological process: GMP biosynthetic process. Gene Ontology annotation, cellular component: cytosol. Gene Ontology annotation, molecular function: GMP synthase activity. Lineage: Eukaryota; Metazoa; Chordata; Actinopteri; Perciformes; Nototheniidae. The transcript has 4 exons. The record is from RefSeq and is a predicted model, not a curated record. The coding region runs from base 275 to 691 and encodes 138 amino acids.
GGGGCCACACUCUCCCUCACUUUCAUUUUGUGGCUUUAACUUUGCGCUCCACCCAUAACACACACAGACACAUUUAUUUAGUCUGUUCCCACUGAGAAAGUUAUUUCCAGCCGGAGAGGAGGGGAGCCUGUGACAGUCCAUCUCCAACCCCAACAACAACCCAAGUCUGCUUUGGAAACAGUAAUCGGUUUGCUGAGCCAGGAGCUAACCAGAAGCUCCCUCUCUCUCUCUCCGGGACACAGCGAAGGGAGAGCUCCUUCCAAAACACGUCUCCAUGGCUGUGUGCAACGGAGACAGCAAGCUGGAUAUCAGCAGCGCAGAUCAGAAUGGAUCAUGUGAGGGGGCGGUGGCCAUCCUGGAUGCCGGGGCCCAGUACGGCAAGGUGAUCGACAGACGGGUGCGAGAGAUGUUUGUACGCUCUGAGAUCCUCCCUCUGGAAACCCCGGCCUUCGCCAUCAGAGAACAGGGCUACAGAGCCAUCAUCAUCUCAGGAGGUCCAGCCUCUGUGUAUGCAGAAGACGCCCCCUGGUUUGACCCGGCCAUAUUCACUAUCGGGAAGCCCGUGCUUGGGAUUUGCUAUGGGAUGCAGAUGAUGAAUAAAGUUUUUGGCGGCACCGUGCACAAAAAGAGUUUAAGGGAAGAUGGAGUCUUCAGUAUUGGACUGGACAACACUUGUUCUCUCUUCAGGUAA